AUGCUCGCGCCAAGGUCUCCAUAUGAGAUCCUCGACCAGGAGAACCUCACCCAGGCAGAGGUCGAGCACGUGCAGCGGAUGUACGACUUCAGCGUUACCGGCUCGUCCUCUAUCCUGGAACAGGGCCUACGACCUUCGACUAUAUGCUUCGUCCUCUUGUCCUCGUCAUUCGCGAAGCUAGCACGGUACAUGUCAAGAAAACAAGCUACAAGUUUUGCGGUCAUACGGGCAGCCAUGACUGACAUGGCCGUGUGCCCUAGGAUCGGGGAGAAGUUCAUUGAGUGGUCCGACUCUCGGUACCCCUUGCCUCUGGACACCGCCCUGGCGCUAGUCGGUUUCUACUGGUACACGAAGACCUACCCGAGGAGCCUGUACCUGUAUCACUACAUCGCUGAAGCGGAGGCCUCGGACGUUCUCUUCGCCGUGCCGACCUCGAGGGAGAAGUCCUUCGGGUACUCGGUGUUUCCCGCCGAGAACAUCCUCGUGCCGGAGGCGGGGGCUAAGCAGGUCUAUCCCGACUUGGCGUUUUACGAGAGGAACGAAAAGAACAUGGAACAGUUCUCAGCCAUAGCGAGGCCCCUGACCGGCCUUUGA
This is a messenger RNA of Colletotrichum higginsianum IMI 349063, 594 nucleotides long. Its product is annotated as Epoxide hydrolase. Lineage: Eukaryota; Fungi; Ascomycota; Sordariomycetes; Glomerellales; Glomerellaceae. The transcript is spliced from 2 exons. Gene Ontology annotation, biological process: epoxide metabolic process. The record is from RefSeq and is a predicted model, not a curated record. The coding region runs from base 1 to 594 and encodes 197 amino acids. Gene Ontology annotation, molecular function: epoxide hydrolase activity.